Molecule: messenger RNA, 1901 nt
Organism: Lytechinus pictus (painted urchin)
Lineage: Eukaryota; Metazoa; Echinodermata; Echinoidea; Temnopleuroida; Toxopneustidae
Exons: 7
Coding region: 84-1166 (360 amino acids)
Cellular component (GO): membrane
Source: RefSeq, a predicted model, not a curated record
GGCCAAGUUUUGUGCCCUGAGGCAUGCCCACCGUCAAUUUUGCUCUCCUUGCUUUAUUUAGUUUUUUUUACAUUUCAUAAUCUAUGAUCUUCCUUCUUCUCCUUGCUUUAUUUUGUUUUCAUCAGGAAUCUGCCAUGCCAGUAUUGUUUCAUGCCAUAUCCAUCCUGUUAUCAGCACUGAUUGUUCUCUGGGGGGUCAAGAGCAUUGAGUUGGUCAGUUCCAUCAUUGUAUCCAUCUUCCUCCUCCUCAUCGUCAUUUGUUUCAUCUGGAGCUUGACUUUGCCUAAUGCUGAUGAUGGCAUUCGCUUCCUCUUCACACCUGAUUGGGUGCAGCUUAGAAACCCUAGGAUGUGGGUAGAUGCCAUAAGUCAAAAUGCAUUUGAUACAGGUGCAGCUGCUGGUCUAUUUGUUUCAUAUGCUGCCUAUAUGACUGCUGAAACUGGGAUAGUACGAUAUGGUAUUCUUGUCCCUAUUGGAAAUAAUAUUGUCAGUUUGAUAUGUGGUAUGCUGACAUAUGCAACUGUCUUUUCAACUCAAAGUUCUCUCAACAAAUCUGAAAUAGUGGAUUUACUUGCAGAAAAUGGCCCAGGAAACACGGGACUAACUUUUAUUUGGUUUCCAAUAUUUUUCAAUGAGAUUGGGAGAGGAGGUCGUUUUGUCUGUGUUAUCUUCUUCAUAUCCAUUGUUUUUGCUGGCCUAAGCUCUCUUACAGCUAAUGUUGAACUACUUGUCAAGGUCGUGGAAGAUUUUGGAUUAAACAGGAAACUCUCAACAGUGUUGAUUUCAUUGGUCAUCUUUUUACUUGGAAUUGGAUCUGCUCUAAGUCUUAAUUUCCUUAUCAAUCAGGACUUUGUUUGGGGUUUUGGUCUUCUUAUAGCAGGUUUGAUGUUCCUCUAUCUAGUGAUAAGAGUAGGACCUUCUAUAUUUCGUAGGAAGAUGUUUAAUGAGUACAGUGUCAACGAUUGGCAUCUUUAUGCUCCCUGGGAUUGGAUGGUCAAGUUUAUUGCACCUAUUGAGGCAGUGAUCUUGAUUAUAUGGUGGGCAUACGGUACUAUAUCUGACAAUAAAGAAGACUGGUAUCAAUUUCUUCCAGAGAGCUUCAUGGCAACUGUAGUUCAGGUAAGUAUAUUUCAGGUACCAUUGUGUCCCAUAAUAUCACCAGAAUAAGAUUAUACAUGUAAGCUUAGUUAUCACAGUGAGCAAAAUAAUUGAGAUUUAGUUAAAGCAAAUGCUGUAAAACCUUGUGAUUGAUUUAUUAAGAAAAUUUCAUUGCAGCCAAAGGCUGAAUUGCAAAAUGUUUUAUAAAGUAAAACACAAAAUAUAUACAAUAUCAAUAAACAUAACAAAAAUGACAUGUCAAAGUAAUAAAACCAUCGUUAUGUGGUGAAAUUUUAAAAAGCAUAAAAUAAUUUAUAUAUAUUAUAUAACAGUAACCUUGGAUAUUUGUCGCCACAAUAUGAUUCUAUGGGGAUGGAGUCUCAACUGAAGUCAGAGUCAUUUUCAUUUUUACCCAUUUCUCUGCAAUUACUCUUUUUUCUUUUCGAAUCCUUUUGCACAUUAUUCUUAUUUGCGCAUUUUAACACUCAGGCUAUCAUUUUGUUGGAUUCUUACAGAUUUAUUUAUGGUCGUUUUCAUAGGUGGAACUUAUACUAUAUGUAAACCCUAACUGCAUUGGGGUGAGGGUUCCUCCUCAAUUUAUUUUUUAAGUCUGUAACUUGAAAAUCUCUCACCACAAUGUUUCAUACUUUCUUUUUCCUCAUGAGCCUCACACUUUUUAAACCAAUUUGUGACACCUGGGUAUGUGGUUACAGAGUUUAUCCUGAUUUUGUACAUGCAUGAUUGGCGAUAUUGCUCACAAAAUUGAUUUUGGUACAAAUUAAAUACCAAUUGAGUUUUCAGCUG